AUGAAGCCGACAGACAAGCACUUCCGAUGUGACAUCUGUAAUCGUGCAUUCACGCGUAUUGAUCACCUCAAACGCCACCAUUUGCGCCAUUCUGGCCAGAAACCCUAUUCCUGCGUAUUCUGCAACGACUCGUUCGCCCGCUGUGACAAUCUCCGCGUCCAUUACAAUGAUUGCGCCAGGCGCGGGGAUCGCGAAAUUCCCGAGACAGGUCAGAGGGGUAGGCGGCGUCAUGCUUGUCAAACGUGUACCUCGAUGAAACUGCGGUGCGAUGGACGAAGCCCUUGUGGAUCGUGCCAGAAGAGAAAAUUGAUGUGCAACAACGAGCGGACGGCAGGUCAGAGUCACCUAGGGACGGAAGAAGAAAUAUUGGGGAAACCCGAAAUCUCCGAAGAGCCAUCCGACCGAGGAUCAAUCAAAUUCCUACUUAAUGGUGGCACCGAUAGCUUCACAGAAAACUUUCGACUUCCCCCACGCAGUGAUCGUACGCGCAGUCUCAACUAUCAUAAUACAAAUGGCUUCGAGGAAUUGCAGGGCACAGGGUUUCCAUACAACAUUGAUACCGCUCGGCCGGAAUACGGCUCUGGGUUCAUCGAUUCCGAACCUGUCGCGCCGCAGUUCUUCCAAGAUACUUUCCUGGACUUUUUCCACGGCCCUUUUGGUCAUGGACAUAAGCCCACGGAAAAUCCUUAUCAUACCGGUGAACUGGGCUACCAGUCCGCCAUCCCUCCAGGGCAGCAUCCCACUACAUUUCCCAGGGAUCCGCCUAUCUUUGAACCGGAGCGACCGUUCGCGACGACAUUAAUUCAUUUAAUAUUAACACAAGCGUGGCAGGUCCCGCUUGAUUCCAAAGCGCAGGAGGAGGUAUCCGAACACCUCAACUUUCUACUAACCACCGCGCGCAUACGGAAAUACGUUACGCUCUAUUUCAAAUAUUGGCAACGUAGCUGCGCAAUGCUUCCUAUAUCCUUUGAUCCAGAGACAGUUCCCCUGCCGCUCCUAGCCGCGGUAAUCUUUAUGGGCGCAAUGUACAGUAGCGACCAGAGGGAAGUAUACGUCGCUAAGAGAGUGCUGGAUUUUGCAGAGCUAUUCAUCUUUGCGAAUGAUGUGUUCUCGGCAGAGAGCGAAAUCAGCGCCACGUUCUCAGGCGGCCGGUGCUUCGACGAGGAGAACAGUGAUUGGGAUUGUUUCCAGAACUUUCAGGCUGGGGUUAUCAUCACUAUUGUUCAAUACUGGGCGGGAAACCGUUUGUCUCGAAAUCGCGCGAUGGAGAACCGAUUUGGUGAGGUUGUGAAGGUUGCUCGACGAAUUGAACUUGUCAAAGCCCGUCACCUUCCUGAUGACCAGGUCCUGGAGCGCUUGUGGAUCCAAAAGGAGUGUCGUAUUAGGACUAUUUGUACGAUUUCGCUGCUCGACUGCGCAUUCUUUUUCUUUCAAAACUACCCGUGUCGCCUGACACAUACUGAAAUGGAAUGCGAUCUGCCCUGCGGUGAAUUGCUUUUCUUCUCCGAGCACCCAUUUGCGGAGCCAAAUUUCCGCUUUUCACGCGGCAUUAGGCUUUCGGAGGCUUUUAAAAAUUUGUUUGACGAAGCACCCGAGUCUAAUCCGAUGGACCUCACUGCUUUAGACAUGUUUAUCUUGAUUCAUAUUCUGUUCUCAUUUAUUAAUACCCACAUGACACUUCUUGGUUCUUCUGUACGCAUGGGACAUUUCAAGAAUCCCAGGAAAAAUGCCGGGGUAGGCACAAAAGACACCACCGCGAUUCCUGAAGAUUAUAUCCUCGUUGCGAUCCGGACUGCUCUAUCCCGCUGGCGUGAUCACUGGAUGGCACUGCGCAAUAGAGUUUCAAGUGACGAAUGGGCGUCGAUGGGUUUCUAUAAGAAUGGGUAUAAUUUUUGGCUGGUAUCCCAACUCCUUAUCACCAGAAAGGAUGCUGUUGAUGUGGUGAUGCAGAUGGAAGUGCACUGCGAAGACAAAUUGGACCAGCUGAAGGUGUUGCUACUUGACGAUCAGGAAGAUGUAUAA
Messenger RNA from Penicillium samsonianum, 2022 nucleotides. RefSeq lists its product as uncharacterized. The coding region runs from base 1 to 2022 and encodes 673 amino acids. NCBI's taxonomy places the organism in Eukaryota, Fungi, Ascomycota, Eurotiomycetes, Eurotiales, Aspergillaceae. Gene Ontology annotation, molecular function: zinc ion binding; RNA polymerase II cis-regulatory region sequence-specific DNA binding; DNA-binding transcription factor activity, RNA polymerase II-specific. The transcript is spliced from 7 exons. The record is from RefSeq and is a predicted model, not a curated record. Gene Ontology annotation, cellular component: chromatin. Gene Ontology annotation, biological process: DNA-templated transcription; regulation of transcription by RNA polymerase II.